Molecule: messenger RNA, 7452 nt
Organism: Acipenser ruthenus (sterlet)
Lineage: Eukaryota; Metazoa; Chordata; Actinopteri; Acipenseriformes; Acipenseridae
Product: piggyBac transposable element-derived protein 4-like
Exons: 3
Coding region: 377-3019 (880 amino acids)
Source: RefSeq, a predicted model, not a curated record
UUUUGGCGCAAUAAUACCAGUAAACAAGUUAGGUGAGCACCAAGAAGGAGGAAGAUAAACACGAGUCAAGAAGUUCAAGUAGUUUGUGCUGCGGACGAGAUGUAUACAGCUAUAGCUGGUGGGAUGUUGGCUCAUUAAAUGGUUCGUACAACAAACGAGCAAGUAAUUAAUUUAUAUUGUACUAGCACGGUACACAAAAGAUUGAAUGAAAGCAGACUGGUUUAAAAAAAUACUUUUUUUUAACAGGGUUUGCGCCGAAUUUUGAAUUAUGGGCUAGUAACGAGUAUGUAUAUUAAAAUACACCGUCUGUGUGUCUAAGAAGAUAUACAUAUAGUUUUGAAUUUACGGUUUAUAUUGUUGCUCGUUGUUUGUAAAUAUGAGCGGAGGGAAGCAAGUUGCACACAUUGACGGUGAGUCGCGUGGUAAAAAAAGACUUCGUAAAACCAGCUCGAGCAGCGAAGAGGACAGAUCGGAAAUAUUAAAGCAUUUACUUGAAACAACCUCCGAAAUGAAAAAGAUUCUGAACAGCAGUAGUGUUGCUUCCCUGACUAAGAAGCAACUAAACUCAACCAUAGAAGAGGGCAUUAAAACGGCAGUGGAGAGUGCUUUAUGUGAAAUUACAAAACUAUUUGACAACAAAUUUCACGAUUUUGAGGUCAGAGUUGCUGAAAAGUUAACCACGUGGACACAGUCAGAGACCGAGUUUAAAUCACCAGGCUGUAAGGAACUCCACGUAAACAACCGCAGCGAACCGAGGCAUAACAAUAACAUUGAGCUCCGUGGUCUACCUGGAAAAGGAAAGGAAAGCAUUGCUACUUUCCUCACAUCAGAGAACGGUGCCUCGGUUCAUCGCUGUGUGCCAACUGAGAACUGCGAUUCUUCAAGAUCGCUUGCAGACACCAAACAGAAAAGCUUGGUAAUUCAGGAAGAUGUAAACCAAGCAAACUCACAAGACGACCCACUGAUCGACGCCACAACUGUAAGCGGUGCAGUAUGGGGAGGAACAGGUGCAAAAAAGGGAAGUGCUGUCCACAUUAAAGCAGAGGCCCCUGAGCAAGAAUCCACCCACCUUAAAGAGGUCUCUGCACUGGAAUUUGAGUACAUUGUAACAGAAGAUUCCGAAGAAAAUAAUGUUGAUUUGCAGGAGGAGAACACAGGCAUUCACCCCAUUAUUCAUGAGGAGGGGAGAUCCUGGCGCAUUAAACAGGACAGAGAAAGGAUAACUUCCAUCACCAAUAUACCAAGUACAGCUAGGACAAGCCAUUGGUUACAGGAUAAGGAAACUAUGUUUUAUUCCGAUUCUGGGGAGUCUGAGUCCUUCUCUGGCAGUGAUGAGGACUGUGCUCAAGAGGAUGGACUGGAAAGCUCCUCUACAGAGGCCUAUACAGACAGCGGCACGGAAGACGAGGAGCCCUGUGGAACAGGGAAGAGCGGGCAACCUGCAAAGAAAUUGUCCUGGAAAAAGGAAUUGCCUGGACAAACACGACCGCUAUCACCUUUUCAUUUUAAUAGGACUCCUGGAAUGACCUGCGAAGUUGCAGACAAAAACUCACCACUUUCCUAUUUCUCUCUGUUCUUCACAGACGACCUAAUGGCCAUGAUUUUACAACAGACCAACAAGUAUGCAGCAGAAAACCCACCAGCAGUGUCAACAGCAGAGUUCCAGGACAUUACAGUGAACGAGCUGUGGUGUUUUCUUGGCCUGUUCAUUGUUAUAGGCAUCAUUCCAAAACCAUCUAUUGGUGAUUAUUGGACUACAGAAUUUUUCACGCAGACGCCUGCUUUCCACCAUAUUAUGCCGCGUAAGCGUUUCACAGACAUUGCUAAAAACUUACACUUUGUUGACAACCAUGACCCAGCUGCCAGGGAGGCUGGUAAACUUUGGAAGGUCUGUCCAUUAUUGGAAUACAUUGGACAGAGAUUCAAGGAGGUCUACAUUCCGCAACGCAACAUUUGUAUUGAUGAAGCAAUUAUGUUGUACAGGGGAAGGCUAGCACUAAAGGCGUUUAAAUAUAAAUCACAGUUUGGCAUAAAAAGUUACACUGUGUGUGAGUCUGGCACUGGAAAGAGUGGCUACAUAUGGAAUUAUAAGAUGUAUUCAGGAAAGGACACUGCUGGUGGUGGAUUGAAGUCCCAAAAGAUUGUUACCAACCUCCUGCAUGGUUUGGAAAAUAGUGGAUACACCCUUUGGAUGGAUGAUUCACAUUGCUCUCCAGACUUGUUUUUUGAGCUUCAAAGGAUGGGAGUAGAUGCGUGUGGCACAGUACUUCCAAACAAAAAGAACAUGCCCCUGGACUGCAAGCAUCAGAAACUUCACAAAGGACAGGGUGAAUCGUGGGUGAGCGACGCAGAGCCCAAACUUCAUGUUGUACGCUGGCAAGGAAAAAAGGAGAUCUUCAUGCUUACAACCAUCCAUGACCUUUCAGUACAGCAAACACAAAGGACCAACUGGAGAACGGGUGAAAGGCUGGUGAAGCCAAAGUGUGUGCUCGAUUUCAGUAAAAACAUCAGAAGUGGCGAUGGGCGCGAUCAGAUUUUAAAAACCUAUGCUGUGAUAAACAAAAACCGAAAGUGGUACAUCAAGCUCUUUUUCCAUGUGCUGGAUAUGACAAUUACCAACAGUUAUGUUCUGUUUAUGAAGAAUGGGGGUGAUCUCACGGAUUACAAUUUCAGGGUCAAGCUCACUAGUGAGAUCAUUAAACGUUGGAAGGAAGUGACCAUAUCAACGAGGUUCUCUCACAGUGAUCCACCAACCCGUUUAGAGGCUGCAGACGCUCACUACUUAGUCCAAAUCCCGCCCACUGCCAAGAAGCAAAAGUCCUACAGAGUGUGUCGGGUGUGCUCUGCAAAAGUGCGUUUCGCUGCCAAAAUCAGUGGACAGAAAAUCAAGAGAGGAGACCGAGCUGGGGCAAGAGAGACCAGAUACAUGUGUGUUAAAUGUACCGUUCCACUGUGUGUUCUACCAUGUCACCAAAUCUACCACACACAGAAGAUCUAUGACAACCCAUGCUCAGUAUAGUUGCUCUGAGGGGUCGGUCACUGGUAACCAGCAUUCCCUCUAAUCUUUUUAGAUACUGAGAAACUUGCCGUUUUGACUGAGAAAGGGUCAGUUAUCAGUGAGAAACCUUUGACUCAUUAACACUUUUAAUAUAUUAUUAUGAUUAAAAUAAAUACAUGAAUAAAUAAAUAAAAGUAGUGCUUGAUAUUUUAAGUGCCGCAAGACUAUUCUCUCAUGCGUGAUUCUCGGCCGCUAGCUUUAAAGAUUAUAGAAACUCAGCACACUGCAGUAAGUAAACAGUUUUGAAAAUAAAAAUGCGAUAUUAAGUCUAUCUAGGUGGUGUUUUGCAAGCGGUAAUAUUCGCUUUAAGUCUUAAAACUCUGCCCCAUUUAUUUUGGGGCACCAGGGCACCGAAGGUUACGCACAUAUUACUCGGGCACCGUAAAAGCCACUUACCUGGUUCACUGUUUAAAAGUACAGACUGGGUUUUCCAAAGACGUAUUCAGUGUGUGUAUGCUGUACUCCUAGCCGGAACUACGAUCGCUUGAAGUUAAGCCUCUCAUCAUGUGAUGGAGUUAACAGCUUAGAUUUCGUUUUUAGUCUAUUGCUCUGUCAUUGUAGCAGCUAGACUGAAAGGGGCAGUAUCGUUGGAAAGCUUAGAAGCUCAGCCCCCCCCUCCCCCCCCCAUGUUCAUUUCAUAUUGAGGUUCAGUGGUGCAGUGCAGUGCACCUUUUUCUUCCGCUGCAUGCAAAAACUUCGCGUCAGGCAGUGGCAAAAGCAAUGGAGAGUGCUGUGUCUCACAAUGAUGAACAGCUGUUAGGUCUCCUGAAAGCAGCUUAUUUUAAAGCAACACCCGUGUUCAAAACUGCAAUAUAUAUAUUAUUACAAAAGCGUUAAUCAAGAUACAGUUAGGAAGACUUCAAUGGCAAGAUAACACUUCAAAUCUAGAAAGGGUCCAUGGGACCAAAAAAAAAAAAAAAACCUCUUACAAAGGUAAAUCAUAUACAGUUGUUGCUCUAGAAACAAAGCAUAUGAGAAAUAAUCAUAAAAAAAAAUGUAUUACAUUGUUACAUAAACUGGCCAAUUUUAAUAAACAGUUGUAUUUACAAAAUACAUAAUGUAGCAACUGAUACAUUUAAUUGUUGAUAUCUCACACAUAAAAAAUGAGACCUUGGAGAUAUUUUAUUUAUAUACAUACACUACCGGUCAAAAGUUUUAGAACACCCCCAUUUUUCCAGUUUUUAUUGAAAUUUAAGCAGUUCAAGUCCAGUGAAUAACCUGAAAUGGUACAAAGGUAAGCGGUAAACUGCCAGAGGUUAAAAAAAAAAGUUUAGGUUACCAAAAACUGAAAAAUAAUGUACAUUUCAGAGUUAUACAAAAAGGCCUUUUUCAGGGAACAAGUAAUGGGUUAACAACUUACAGCUGUUCUGCAGCAAUGGAAGUAAAUUAAGCCUUGAAAGUUGAUGCUAACAUUUCAUACAGGUGUCCCAACUUUUGUUGAUUACUUACAAACCCUCUGUCUGUAUAAAAGCAGUGUUGGAACAGACUGUGUUACUUCACCCUCUUAAGCAUUAUUUGGACAGUAUUGUACUGCAGGAAGUAGAAUAUUGCUCUCAUAAUGGCGAAAAAAAGGCAAUUAACAAAGGAAGACAGUCAGACCAUUAUAACCCUUAAAAGUGUAGGUCUUUCCUUUAGAGAAAUUGCAAAGAAAGCCAAGGUGUCAGUGAGUACAGUUUCCUACACCAUCAAAAGGCACUUGGAAACUGGAGGAAACUCUGACAGGAAGGGGUCUGGCAGACCCAAAGCCACAAGGAGGCUGUGUGGGCCAGUGGUUAAAGCAAAGGGCUUGUAACCACAAGGUCCCUGGUUCAAAUCCCACCUCAGCCACUGACGCAUUGUGUGACCCUGAGCAAGUCACUUCACCUCCUUGUGCUCCGUCUUUCGGGUGAGAUGUAAUUGUAAGUGACUCUGCAGCUGAUGCAUAGUUCACACACCUGUAAGUCGCCUUGGAUAAAGGCGUCUGCUAAAUAAACAAAAAAAAUAAAUAAUAAUAAUAAUAAUAACAGAAUCAGAAGACAAGUUUCUGAGAGUCAACAGCUUGUGUGAUGGGCGGCUCACAGGACAACAGCUUCAAGCACAGCUUAACACUGGUCGAAGUAAGCAAGUCUCAGUUUCAACUGUGAAGAGAAGACUUCGAGCUGCAGGUUUGACAGGUCGAGUGGCAGUAAGAAAGCCAUUGCUAAGAUGGCAAAAUAAGAAAAAGAGGCUUGCCUGGGCCAUGAAGCACCGCCAGUGGACUACUGAAGACUGGAAGAAGGUCUUAUGGACCGAUGAAUCAAAAUUUGAAAUCUUCGGUUCAUCACGCAGGGUUUUUGUACGCCGUCGAGUAGGCGAAAGGAUGGUUCCUCGGUGUGUAACACCAACUGUCAAACAUGGAGGAGGAAGCGUGAUGGUCUGGGGCUCUUUUGCUGGAUCCAGAGUCGGCGACUUGCACAGAGUGAGUGGCACCCUGAACCAAAACUGCUACCAAAGCAUUUUGCAGCGACAUGCAAUACCCUCUGGUAUACGCCUAGUUGGUCAGGGGUUCAUCCUACAGCAAGAUAAUGACCCAAAACAUACCUCCAGGCUAUGUCAGAACUACCUUAGAAGAAAAGAACAAAACUGUAGGCUUAAACCCCAUCGAGCUGGUUUGGGAUGAACUGGACAGAAGGGUGAAAGCAAAGCAACCUGCAAGUGCAACAAAUUUGUGGGAACUUCUACAACAGUGUUGGGAAGAACUUUCCGAACAAUAUUUGAUUUCCAUUGUAGAAAGAAUGCCACGAGUGUGUUCGGCUGUUAUAUCUGCAAAAGGUGGCUACUUUGAUGAGUCAAAAAUUUAGAUUAAAUUUUGUUAAACAAAACGAUUCCAUGAUUUCUUUUUUUUUAUCUCCAAUUGUUUAUUUGUUCUAUGCUUUAAUUUCAGAGUACAUUGAGACAUUAAACUGCGUAAAUUUCAAUAAAAACUGGAAAAAUUGAGGUGUUCUAAAACUUUUGACCGGUAGUGUAUAUAUAUGUGUAGAUAGACUUGAAUUGACACACUUUUAAAUAGAUUUGAUACAGUAUAUAAAGGCCUAUAGUCUAUCAAUCUGGGAUAUUACCUCAAGUAGUUUUAUAUGAAAUAAUGUUUCUAAUCUGGAUAUAUGGAGUAUAUAACAAAAAUGACUUUAAUUGCCACUGGCAAACUGACCAUGACUUUUAGCAGUUUCCCUGCUUUUGAAUGCUCAUAAAGCAAAGCAAAUCAUUGUGUUAUGUUUACAGUAUAGAAAAUGAAGAUAGAAAAUGGGAAUAGUCAAAACUGUUAGCUUUUAUUAAAAAGCACAAACAACUAAUUGAUUAAGUUUAAAAACAAAAAUCCAAGCUAGCAGUAAUAAACCAACAAUAAAUGUAAAGGGGGCAUUUCUUCCCAUUUCAAUUGGAAAAUGCAUUUGUAUGUUUCAAUCAACCAGAAGAUGGCAGUAAUAAGCCACUAUUUGACUUAAGGUGCUUAUGUUGGAUGUAGUCACAUGAAACAAUUUGGGAGACUUAAUGUUUUAUGAAGCAUCAUGUCUAUCUAAAUAAUUUCACUUUAUUUGAAUCUCCUGGUAUUACAUUGAAAAGAAAAAGAACGCGCAACAGAAAUCCAUUUGCCACCCAAACAAGAAGCUGAAUUUCGCAGAUGGCUAUGUGUGUGAACCAGGUUUGGAUACUGAAGAGUAAGCAAGUCAAAACCGCUGAAGACCAGGCGAAUAGCUGGAGUCUGGGUUUGUUUAUUAUUGAAUUGAGAUAAUUAGUUCAGGGAUGGCAGAUCCCACCAAAGUAUAGAGAGCGAGGCACCUUUUUGUACAGUGUUUUUAUUUUGCUUUUCCUACACUGUUGGAUGCACUGCAUGCGCUGUCAUUGCUGGUAGUGUCACAUGAGCAGAUUGUCUGUAUGUAAAUAAAUCCUGUUCAUCUGCGGGGCAUAUCAGGAACAACCUCUGUCUCGAUCUCCUGCCUGUCACUCAGCAGCGAAUGCACGCACCCACACGACAGUAGCCUGGCACAGGGCCUCUCAAAUAAGAGGCAUGUGGAAUGAGAGGGGUAUUAACUAGCCAGAGAUGCUGUGAAGCAAGUUUCUUUAAAACAUUAAUUAACAGCAAGGCAGCAUCACUGUGAAGAAGGAUAGUUUCCACUCCGUUGUACAAACUUUGUUAUUAAAAAACAAGGAGUACUAGUAGCUGUUUUAUAGACCUAUCAAAGUGUCAGAGUUCAUGCAAUGUAACAUGUUACUACAGCCUUGUGUUUGAUUGUAAUAAUCCUUCAUGUAUGUAUUUUUUUUGUACCGAUUUUUAAAAUAUUGCAGUGAUUGUUAGCAAAAUGAACAGAAAAUGUGCAUUUACAGUAGUGUUUAAAUCAUAAGUACUGUAAUAAAUCAUUAAAAUAAUACAUCAGCAAUUA